AUGGCCAACAACGAGACGGGAGUUAUUCAACCGAUCCGUGAGAUCGGCGCCAAUUUGGCGAAGACUAACGCCCAGAGAGUGGCCAACGGUUUGCCAAAAGUGGGCUUUCAUUGCGAUGCGGCGCAGGCUAUCGGCAAAGUGGAGGUCGAUGUCCAGGACUUACGCCUCGAUUAUCUCACAAUUGUUGGCCACAAGUUUUAUGGGCCGAGAAGUGGUGCACUUUAUCGUCGAAAGGAUUCACCACUUCUUCCGGUUGUGUUCGGCGGCGGACAAGAGGAUGGCUUACGAGCCGGCACUGAGAAUACGCCGAUGAUUGUGGGGUUGGCAACGGCCUGCGAAUUGGUUCACAAGAAUAUUGACAAAUAUAACGAGCAUUUCUCCGCUCUUCAGACAUAUUUUGAGACCCAAUUGAAGAACAAAUUCAAUGAUUUAAUUUCAAUUAACUGUCAAAAGUGUCCAUUCGGUCGGUUACCCAACACAACAAGUUUGGCGUUUCAUAACUGCCAUAAUCUCAUGGCCUCCGAAAUCCUGAACCAAACCCCGAAUCUGAGGGCCUCUUUGGGCGCCGCCUGUCAUUCAUCGGAUGCCAAGGCCUCCUAUGUGUUGAUAGCGUCGGGCGUUAGCGUCGAAACAUCUCAACGGACAGUACGUCUGAGCACAGGUCGGGACACCACCAAAGAGCAGAUCGAUCGAGUUGUCGACCAAUUGUUUAAUGCCGUCAAUGUAUUGCGCUCUCAACGAAAGCAAUUAAACAAUUAG
Molecule: messenger RNA, 759 nt
Organism: Medioppia subpectinata
Lineage: Eukaryota; Metazoa; Arthropoda; Arachnida; Sarcoptiformes; Oppiidae
Source: the annotation of a GenBank genome assembly